AUGUCUUCGCAGUUACCAGGACGGGUGUCGAGGCGUGCCAUCCACUCCGCCUUAAGGGCAUACCCGGCAACUCUAUCGCCAGUACCGGACGCCUCUACCUCCGCUAUAAGAUCACCGUCGCCGUCCCGUGCCCUGGCCACUUUCCAUCCUACAACCAGGAGCAUUUCGACCUUGCAGCCAACGAAUAUUUCACAGCAAUUGACAAAGGCUUGUCCUCCAUCCCUUUCCAUCAGACCCUGCCUUCAGGUCGCCGCCAUGUCUACCAUGCCCGCUACCCACGGUCAUAACGAGGCUUGCUGUAACAUCCCACCGGUUAUAACGUCGGGAUACGUUCCAAAGGGCUCAUACGAGCCGCUUGGUGGUUUGAAGACGUAUACCGAGCAGAAGCAGAAAGAUCUCGGUGCAUGGUUCGGUAAUAAUGCUCCCCAUGGUGUUGCCGACGCAUUGCCAGAAUACGUCGAGGCCCUGAAGGCCGCUAACCCUUCUAUCAAAUCAUGGGCACUCAUUGGUUACUGCUGGGGGGGCAAGGUCACAGAGCUUGUAACUUCGCGUGAUUCUAACCCGUUCUCGAUCGCUGCUGGCAUCCACCCAGCCAUGGUAGACACUGCCGAUGCUGGCAAGAUUCGCGUGCCAUAUAUGCUCCUGGCCUCCCAGGAAGAGCCAGCCGAGACCAUAAAGGAGUUUGAGAACAAGUUGAAGGUUCCCAACCACGUCGAGACUUUUGGUGAUCAAGUUCAUGGCUGGAUGGCGGCGCGGGCCGACUUGGCCAACCCCAGAUCCAAAGAAGAGUAUAUCCGCGGCUAUAAGACGGUCCUUCGCUUCUUUAACCAGUACUGGUGA
Messenger RNA from Microsporum canis CBS 113480, 840 nucleotides. RefSeq names its product dienelactone hydrolase family protein. The coding region runs from base 1 to 840 and encodes 279 amino acids. The transcript has 3 exons. Gene Ontology annotation, molecular function: hydrolase activity. The record is from RefSeq and is a predicted model, not a curated record. Lineage: Eukaryota; Fungi; Ascomycota; Eurotiomycetes; Onygenales; Arthrodermataceae.